AUGCCUGGCUAUUUCCCUAAGGAAAUGGGAUGGCCAAAAAUCGCUAAGAUUACGCCUGGUUUGAUUCGUGCCACGGUUUAUAAACACUUGCAUCGGUAUAUGCCCGCUAUGAAUCAGGCAAUUAUCUCGCAGCUGCAGACCCUAGAGUUCAAAGACGGGGAAUGCGAAAUUGGCUGCUUUGAUCUGGCAUACUCGAUCGUAGCUCGCAGUGGCAGCUUUGCUAUUGUGGGCUCGCGGCUUUCUCAAAACGAGGAAUAUCUUAAAGCUGUCAAGGACCACAUCCUUGGGAUGAUAGUGACCACUCGUGUACAAUUUCUUGUUCCAGAUUUCUUGAAACCCUACAUUGGUGGGCUCAUCGGUCGCCUCGCCACUCUUGGGACUAGUUGGGAUAUGCACGCCUCGCGUAAGAUUAUGCUAAAACACUUCGAUGCACGUGCAGCAGAAUAUCACGCCGAGAUAUCCGGUGGCAAGGGACCUAGUGAGACUAAUCUUGACAAAUCGAACACUCCGGUUGAAAUCUUCCAGUGGCUGUAUGAGAGCAGUGUUCUUCGGGAGCGAUGGACAUAUGCAGAGGUGAUAGGCGAAAUGUUGCUGCUGCAAUUUGCCUUUAUCUAUACCACGUCCUAUGGACUGUACGGCGCCCUGGCUGAGCUAGCUCGACGACCCGAAUAUAUUGCACCCCUGCGUGAGGAAAUUGAUAUGUUUUUCUCCGCAAUGGGACCAACCGUUCCAGCCUGUGAUGGCAUGGUUUUGAUGGAUAGUUUCUUGAAGGAGUGUCAGCGGCUGCAUCCCCCUUCAGCACUCUCUGCCCAUCGGGUCUGUGUUAGUGACCUCAAACUUUCCAACGGAAUCACACUCAAGCAGGGCUCCCAUGUAGCCGUCCCAAGCGGAAUCAUCCAACGAUCGAGCGAGCACUAUGCGAACCCUGACGCGUUCGACGGUUUCCGGUUCGUCAAGCGUGCAGCAGCUGGAGCCAAGGACUCCCGGCUUGUCGACCUGAGCCCAGAUUAUCUGGUUUUUGGAAUGGGCGCACAUGCCUGCCCUGGACGAUGGAUGGCUAGCGCGCUCAUGAAGCUCGCCUUCGCACAUAUCCUGGAUCAGUAUGACGUACUCCUUCCUAAUUCGGCCUCCCUGCCCUUGACUGGCUCGCUGUCAUUCGAGGAGUUUUAUGUGCCCAACUUUGGAGUAAAGAUAGCUCUGCGCCAGCGCUAG
Molecule: messenger RNA, 1212 nt
Organism: Penicillium psychrosexuale
Lineage: Eukaryota; Fungi; Ascomycota; Eurotiomycetes; Eurotiales; Aspergillaceae
Product: cytochrome P450
Exons: 8
Coding region: 1-1212 (403 amino acids)
Molecular function (GO): monooxygenase activity; oxidoreductase activity, acting on paired donors, with incorporation or reduction of molecular oxygen; heme binding
Source: RefSeq, a predicted model, not a curated record